UGGGUGGAGGACAUGAAGAGAGGAGGGGCGCUUGUCAAAUGUGGUCGUGUGCUCGUCAAAAAGUGUUUGUUGUCGGUGUGAGUGAAAGCAGGCGGCCGCMGCUGUUGUGUUCGGCUCGUCGUGUUCCGGAUGCUCCGGGACGAAGUGUGUUCGUCUCGCGGACCUCUUCUCUCCACACACACAGCUGCACAGAGGCUUUGCGCACGUCUGAACGGAGCUAGAGAGACUCGAGAACGGAGCGGACUUGUUGCGCGUCUCCGGACUGAGCGCACCGUUCCGGGUUUCAGCCAGCCUCGACCUGCGCGUGAUGCUCCGCUUCGAGCGCCUUUACGAGCCGUGUUCGAACUGAGUGUGGACUCGGAGCUCAGGCUGACCGUCUGAAAUCKGCUCGGAAUGAAGAGCGUGUAGAGGAUCGGCUGAAGCCCUCCCUCCUGGCWUAAAGCAAACUUUAUUCAUCCGGUUUGAUUUUCUGUUCCUCCCCGCUGCUUCCAAACUGAGCUCUCCCCAUACGCCUCCACCACCUCCUCCUCCUCCUCCUGCUCGUCGACAUGUCUGAGCGUGAUGGAUGUGGAGACGGAGGGCUGUGCAGCGACGGAGCGGCGGACAACAUUCCACCGAGGGCGCCUCGCGGCCGGCGCAGCGGCGUCAUCGUCCCCGGCGGCGCGCUGGAGCCCGACAUCAUCCUGCUGGAGACAGUGAAGGCAGCUCCGCGCCGGAGCAGCAUCAUCAAGGAUCCCUCAGUGCAGAAAGUGGGUGGAGGCAGGAAGAAGACGGUAUCCUUCAGCAGCAUGCCCUCUGAGAAGAAGGUAAGCAGUGCAGCUGAUUGCUUAGCCUUCAUGCAAGGUGGAUGUGAGCUGAAGAAGAUUCGGCCCAACUCAAGGGUUUACUAUCGUUUCUACACCUUGGAUGUAGACCUGAGCUGUCUUCGCUGGGAGCCAUCUAAGAAGGAUACUGAGCGGGCUCGGCUGGAUGUCUCCAGCAUCCGGGAGGUUCGCACCGGGAAGAGCACUGAGACUUUCCUCCACAAUAAUCCUCUGUCUGAGCAACUGGCUGAGGAAGCAGCCUUCUCCAUCAUUCAUGGGGAUGAGUACCAGUCUUUAGACUUGGUUGCACUAUCAGCAGAUGUGGCCAACAUCUGGGUGACAGGCUUGCGCUACCUUCUUGCCCACCCGUCAAUCAUCGGAGGGGCUGGAGGAGGGGGUACAGGAGUUGGGUCAAGUGAUGGAGGAGGUGUGUCGGUAGAAGGCAGCCUUGGAAGCAAGAUGAGGAGCGAGUGGCUGGCAGCAGAGUUUGCACAGGUAGAUGAAGAUGGAUACGGAAUCGUAUCAGAGGAUGUGGCUGUUGCUACAAUCUGUGAGCUGUGCCCAGGCAUCAAGGAGGCCAAGGUCCGUCUACGUUUCAAAGAGAUUCAGCGCAGCAAGGAGAAGCUCACCUCUCAUGUGACGCGUGAGGAGUUCCAGGAGGCCUACUGCGAGCUUUGCACACGGCCUGAUGUCUACUUUCUUCUGGUGCAGCUGUCCCAGGAUCGUGAGUACCUGGAUCCUCAGGACCUACGCCUUUUCUUGGAGACGGAGCAAGGUUUGUCUUUGGCGACAACUGAAGGCUGCUGGGAGCUCCUGAAGCGUUACGAGCCUUCAGCUCAGGGUAGGGAGCAAGGACUGAUGGGUCUAGAUGGAUUUGCUCGCUACCUUCAGUCUUCUGAGUGUCAACUACUCGACCAAGAGCACCUGGGAGUUUGCCAAGACAUGAACCUGCCUCUGUCCCACUACUACAUCAG
Austrofundulus limnaeus is the source of this 1777-nucleotide messenger RNA. RefSeq names its product inactive phospholipase C-like protein 1. The record is from RefSeq and is a predicted model, not a curated record. Gene Ontology annotation, biological process: phosphatidylinositol metabolic process; regulation of synaptic transmission, GABAergic; gamma-aminobutyric acid signaling pathway. Gene Ontology annotation, molecular function: phosphatidylinositol-4,5-bisphosphate phospholipase C activity. NCBI's taxonomy places the organism in Eukaryota, Metazoa, Chordata, Actinopteri, Cyprinodontiformes, Rivulidae.